AUGAAAAUUGGAAAUUACGAGAAAGCAGUUGCUUAUGUGUUAUACUCGUUUCAGAAAAACACCGCAGCCUCCAUACUAUUAAGGUGCGCAAGAGCAUUGAAAAAUAAAGUCGAUAAAAAGAAGUAUUUAUAUUGUGGCAAUGUCGUGAAGGAAUUCAUAACAACAGAACAGACUUACUGUGAACAAUUGAGUGUUAUUGAAAACAUCAUUCGCCAACCACUUCUACAACUCCAACAACCUAUAUUAACUUACGACCAAAUACGACUCUUAUUUAGUUCUAUUACUGUUAUCUACGGCGUUAACAAAGCUUUAUUUAAUAACUUACAAGAGAAGCUCUCUGUGUAUACACAAAAUUCUCGAUUUGGAAAAACAAUAUUGACCUUCACACCAUACCUUAAGUUAUACAGCCAAUAUUGCCAAAUAUUUCCUCAAAUAUCGGACUUGACGGUGACACUAAAAGCUCCCCACCCGUUUUCUAUCUUCUUUAAAACUCAAAUGAAAAGCGCACCACAACACCUUCAACGAUUCGACUUGGGGUCUCUUUUGAUUACCCCAAUACAAAGACUCCCACGAUACAGACUCUUACUCAAAGACCUCUUGAAGCAUCUCUCUGAUAAGGACUUGGACUUCCCAGACGUAAAAAAGUCUCUCGAAGAAAUCGAGAAGGUGACACUGUUCGUUAACACACAAUCGAAGAAACAAGAAAACAACGAGAAGGUCGUCCAAUUACAAACAAAUGUUCGGUACCUUCCACCAACACUUCUUCUAUUGCAACCGGGUCGAGAGAUGGUCGACAGCACUACCGCUACUCUUACUGAAAAAAUGGUGAACUUGACAGAUAAUGGGCGAGUAGUGAAAACGAUGCAUUCAGAAGAGUUCAACGCCAUAUUAGAAAAAGGGGAAACUCUGAAUAAGAAUUUGACUGUGGAAGGGUUUGAAAGGAGUUCACAAGUCGAGGUGAUUCUUUUCACCGACAUGAUCCUCUUUUUAGAGCACUCUAAAAAUAUAUUUGGUGGGGAGGUUAUCACAUAUAAGCAGCAUUUCCUCAUCGAGAAAGCGAAGUUGUUUAUGGUAGGUAAGCAAAUUCACAUUGGAGAUAACAAUACGACGAUCAGAAUCGAAUUUGAAGACUCGGACAAGUGGUAUGACAAACUUAAAGGGGUGUUUUCAAGCUGCCAUACAACUAUGGAGAACCUUUUGAAGAGAAGAAGCGUCAUCCACCUCUAG
Entamoeba invadens IP1 is the source of this 1227-nucleotide messenger RNA. Its product is annotated as guanine nucleotide exchange factor, putative. NCBI's taxonomy places the organism in Eukaryota, Evosea, Mastigamoebida, Endamoebidae. The transcript has 2 exons. The record is from RefSeq and is a predicted model, not a curated record. Gene Ontology annotation, molecular function: guanyl-nucleotide exchange factor activity. The coding region runs from base 1 to 1227 and encodes 408 amino acids.